Amblyraja radiata (thorny skate) is the source of this 982-nucleotide messenger RNA. It is a transcript of the gene eif3k, whose product is annotated as eukaryotic translation initiation factor 3, subunit K. The transcript is spliced from 8 exons. Gene Ontology annotation, cellular component: eukaryotic translation initiation factor 3 complex; cytoplasm. Bases 112 to 768 code for a protein of 218 amino acids. NCBI's taxonomy places the organism in Eukaryota, Metazoa, Chordata, Chondrichthyes, Rajiformes, Rajidae. Gene Ontology annotation, biological process: regulation of translational initiation. The record is from RefSeq and is a predicted model, not a curated record. Gene Ontology annotation, molecular function: translation initiation factor activity; ribosome binding.
GCACGGCCUGCCCUCUGAUCUCCCGGCCGGCGCCGCGUGUGGAGGCCUGGUCGCUCGGUGUGGAGCCUGGGCUUGGAGUAGACUCGCUGUCCCCGCCCGGAGAUCGCGGCCAUGAGCGCCAUCGAGCAGAUGCGAGCCAAUGUGGGGAAGCUGCUGAAGGGCAUCGACCGGUAUAAUCCUGAGAAUCUGUCGACUUUAGAACGAUACGUGGAGACUCAAGCCAGGGAGAAUGCUUAUGAUCUGGAAGCCAAUCUGGCGGUUCUUAAACUGUAUCAGUUCAAUCCCGCUUUCUUCCAGUCAACCGUAACUGCACAAAUCUUGCUGAAAGCCCUGACGAACCUUCCACACACAGACUUCACCCUCUGCAAGUGUAUGAUCGACCAGACCCAUCAAGAGGAGCGGCCAAUCCAACAAAUCCUGAAUCUAGGUGACCUCUUGGAGACCUGCCACUUCCAAGACUUCUGGCGUAAUCUCGAAGAAAAUGCAGAGCUGAUUGAUGGAAUAACGAGCUUUGAAGAUUCAGUGCGUAAAUUUAUCUGUCAUGUCGUUGGAAUCACGUACCAAACAAUAGAGAAAUGGCUGCUGGCUGAAAUGUUAGGAGAACUAACAGAUUCCCAGUUGCAAGUUUGGAUGAGCAAGUACGGCUGGACAGAGUCUGAACCUGAAAAAAUCUUUAUCUGCAACCAAGAAGAAAGUAUCAAGCCCAAAAAUAUUGUGGAGAAGAUAGAUUUUGACAGUGUGGCCAGCAUCAUGGCAACAGCGCAUUGAUGGAGACACCAAGGCUUCUCAGUUUUGUGUUUGGAAGAAAAUACUCAUUAUUGCUAAUAAAUAAAAACUUGCAAAUGCAUGCAUCGUCUGAUAUAACAAAAUUCACAAAUGAGGAAACUGUUGGCGUCAAAUAGUGUGGAAAAAUUCCUUCUUCUCUUGAACGACUUGUUCUUUGUAACUUGGUUUAUUCUUUAAACAAUCCUCUUGCUCAUUG